GCGCGUCGAGUUCAUUUCGCCACUGAGCCAGCAUGAAGAUGGGAGGAACCAUGUUGACAUGAACGGAGCCGGUUGUCGCUAGGUUGAAGGAAGCAAGAAACAUGGAUAAAAACGCCAUGGUCAAAGUUGGGGCCGUGGCCAGCGCCAGUAUGUGUGCUCUGUUUGGUGGUGUUGUUUUGGCGCAAUACAUUGUUACCAGGAAGAACCGAGCUGGGAAGAAAACAAAGAUAAUCGAAAUGAUGCCGGAGUUUGAGAAGAGCACGGUCCACAUAAAGAACCCGGAGCGGGUUGAGCAGGUUAUUUGCGACUUGAUCAAAGGUGGUGCCCCCAAGCUGCAGGUCAUCACAGAUUUUGACAUGACGUUAAGUAAAUUUGCAGUCAAUGGAAAACGCUGCCCAACAUGUCAUAAUAUUAUCGAUAACUGCAGUCUUGUCACAGAGGAUUGCCGUAAAAAGUUGCUGGAGCUGAAAAACACCUACUAUCCUAUUGAGAUAGACCCCCACCUCACCACUGAGGAGAAGUACCCGUUCAUGGUCGAAUGGUAUUUUAAAUCCCACACGUUGCUAGUGGAUCAGAGGCUUCAGAAGGACAAACUUCCAGAGGUCGUAAAGCAGUCUGACGCGUCUCUGAGGGAGGGCUAUGAGCAGUUCUUUGACCGGCUCCUUCAGCACAACGUGCCCGUGUUCAUCUUCUCCGCUGGCCUGGGCGACGUGUUGGAGGAGAUCAUUCGCCAGGCAGGGGUCUACCAUGCCAACGUCAAAGUGGUCUCCAACUUCAUGGAUUUUGAUGAGAAUGGGGUCAUUAAGGGCUUCAAAGGAGAGCUCAUCCACGUGUACAACAAACACGACGGAGCGCUCCGAAACACGGAGUACUUCAAGCAGCAGAAGGACAACUGCAACAUCAUUCUGAUGGGUGACUCCCUUGGUGACCUGAACAUGGCCGAUGGUGUGCCCAGUGUGGAGAAUAUCCUCAAGAUCGGUUUCCUCAAUGACAAGGUCGAGGAUCGGUUGGAGAAGUACAUGGACUCUUACGAUAUUGUCCUGGUGAAGGACGAGACUCUAGAAGUGCCCAAUUCCAUCCUCCAGAGGAUCCUGUAAACAGUCAACCAUGCGCCCAGGUCUUCAGUCAAGGUGUUUUGGUUUUUUUGUAACCCUUCAUCAGUCAGAUCUUUUGGAGACUUUGGCGCAUUUACGGACCCAUGGGGCACCAUCUAUCUGGCCUGUGGGAAGCCAUCAAACACCCCCCUCCACCUGUUCAAGAGUCCGCUGUUCUUAAGUCAUCAAACACCCCCCUCCACCUGUUCAAGAGUCCUCUGUUUUUCAUUGUUUUUCACCCUGUUCCCUUUCUUUCUUUUUAAAGACAACUUUGCUCCUCCCAAAUGAACUGUUUUUUUUAUUUAAAACGUUCAAUAUCCAUGGCUUGCUAGUCUGUGUGUCUGUUUGGUGGUAAUUACUGGACUGAAUAGCACAGUUAAUGCACACAACACUAUACAGACAGCCAAACUAAACCAAAAUACAUGUCUGUGAAUCGACUUUGUUCAGUUUGCACAUCGUUAUUGCUAUUGCUACCAUCAUUGGUUUUAUUUUUAUAUUGUAAUGUUAUUAUGGCAGUAGAACAUAUGCAGUAAAUGAAGGGUUGUUUAAGGUAUAUAGAAAUAUUAAAGACCGUGCCCUGCAUGUGUUUAACCGCUAGAAUCUUCCAAUGUAGGAGGAGAGAAGAAAUGAGUGCAUUCAAACCAGUGGUCGAGGGCACCUUCACAUGCUUGCCGACCGACGUUCUCACAUGGGUGAUAAGUUAACCUCCUGUGAGGUAUGACAUGCCCUCCUGUAUACGUUGUGUGAUACUAUUUCACGCAUUCCCUCAUAUGUAUGGGGAAAUCGUAAAAUGAAGACAAAGGCAAUAUGAUGGCAAUAUUAGUCAUCCAGAAAUCAUGCUCAAGAGAUUCAUAUCUUUGCUUUUGCUGUUCUUUCACUACAUGCGUUUUGUCUGUGUAUGUCUACUUAGAAUGCGCACUACCUCCAAAAUGUUCACCUUUGGGUGGAACUGUGUCUCUUUUUUUGAUUUGCACUUUGCACUUAUUGUAAAGUCCUGUUUGGAGCCAGCAUUUUAGUGUAUGCUGCUACCAUCUGCAUGUUGCCUUUCUUUAAAUGCAUAUCAUGUGAGGAGGUUAAAUUGUCAAUAAAAAUAUAGGAAACACUGA
Molecule: messenger RNA, 2200 nt
Organism: Clupea harengus (Atlantic herring)
Lineage: Eukaryota; Metazoa; Chordata; Actinopteri; Clupeiformes; Clupeidae
Gene: nt5c3a
Product: 5'-nucleotidase, cytosolic IIIA
Cellular component (GO): cytoplasm
Molecular function (GO): magnesium ion binding; 5'-nucleotidase activity
Source: RefSeq, a predicted model, not a curated record